Coffea eugenioides is the source of this 2157-nucleotide messenger RNA. RefSeq names its product AFG1-like ATPase. Gene Ontology annotation, molecular function: ATP hydrolysis activity; ATP binding. The coding region runs from base 282 to 1793 and encodes 503 amino acids. Gene Ontology annotation, cellular component: cytoplasm; mitochondrion; chloroplast. The transcript has 15 exons. The record is from RefSeq and is a predicted model, not a curated record. NCBI's taxonomy places the organism in Eukaryota, Viridiplantae, Streptophyta, Magnoliopsida, Gentianales, Rubiaceae.
UUUAAGAGAAUUUCUCUUUCUUUCUUAUCCCAUUCGAAGCUUAUUUAUAGUUGCAUAAACACGUGCAUGUGUGUGCAACUGUGUGCAUGAUGUCAAAUUUGAUGGAGUAUUUGAAUGAAAAAGAAUAAUCCAGUCUUUGAAUUCAUUACUUUUUACACCUGGGUUUUGCUCAGUUUAUCUAAUCAGCUCUGAGGUGAAAUUCAGGGACUUUGACUCUUUCCUUAGCAAAAUUGGACUCGCGGCCAUCCCCUUUUUUGCUUUACUUGAGUUCUGAUUUGGAGAUGAGAGCAGUUCUUAGGUCCAUCAAGCAAUUCAGAUCAGCUUCUCGGUACAGAGGAGAUACUAUCUCUAACGGAUUUCCAAAAAGACAGCAUUUUUGGGUCAAUACGAGUGGAAGGGCAGCCUACAGUCUACACCAAUAUGCAGAUAUUCGCAGAUGUUAUCAUCCAUCUUACCUGUUCUCUAGAGGUUUGCAUGCUGAUGCUGCAAGAGUAGCUAAUGGAGAAGUAGAUAGAGCAGGGCCCCUUGUAGAAUACGAGCGAAGAAUUGCCUCUGGUGAACUUGUCGAUGGAGAUAUUUGCCAGUUAGGCACUUUGAGAGAACUUCAAAGGCUCUACGACCAGUUGGUUCAAAAUGCUGAUGCUUGCCAACUUGAUCGGUAUGCGGCAUCUAAGAAAGCAGGAAGGAGUAGGUGGUUGUGGUCACGUUUCAUACCUCAGUCUUCUUAUUCACCAGUGAAAGGGCUUUAUCUUUAUGGAGGAGUUGGCACUGGAAAAACUAUGUUGAUGGACCUGUUUUUUGAGCAAUUGCCUUCCAGUUGGAGGAAGAAAAGAAUCCAUUUUCACGACUUCAUGCUGAACGUUCAUAGCCACUUGCAAAAGCACAAAGGUGUUGCAGAUCCCUUAGAAGUUGUUGCUGGAGAAGUAUCAGAUGAAUCAAUUCUGUUAUGUCUUGAUGAAUUCAUGGUUACUGAUGUUGCUGAUGCAUUGAUACUAAAUCGUUUAUUUAGGCAUCUGUUCUGUAAUGGGGCUGUCCUUGUUUCUACAUCAAACCGUGCUCCUGAUAAACUUUAUGAGGGUGGACUGCAAAGGGAUCUUUUUCUGCCAUUUAUAGAUAUACUAAAGGAAAGAUGCGUGGUUCAUGAAAUUGGGUCAUCAAUCGACUACCGUAAGAUGACUUCGGCACAGCAAGGCUUCUAUUUCGUGGGGAAGAACUUAUCAAGCCUAGUUAACCAGAAGUUUUUCCAGUUGAUUGGAGAAUAUAGAGCUGUUCCUCAAGAGGUGGAAGUAGUUAUGGGAAGGACAUUACGAGUUCCACUCGGUGCUAAUGGUUGUGCUUACUUCCCAUUCGAGGAACUCUGUGAUAGACCACUUGGUGCAGCAGAUUAUUUUGGAUUAUUCAAGAAAUUUCACACACUAGCUUUGGAAGGUGUGCCACGUCUUGGUCUCCACAACAGGACUGCGGCAUAUCGGUUUGUCACUUUGGUUGAUGUUAUGUAUGAGAAUAGAGCUAGACUGUUAUGUACAGCUGAUGCAACUCCUAUUCAACUUUUUGAAAAGAUAGUCACAAUUGCUGAUGCUCAGCAAAUUUCUCCAAGAACAUCUUCUAGAUCAAGGAAAAAUGACGAUUCUGACAUUUGUGUGGACAAUGAAUUGGGUUUUGCAAAAGAUCGCACCAUUAGCAGGUUGACAGAGAUGAACAGCAGGGAGUACUUAGAGCAGCAUGCUGCAAUGUUGGCACAAAAGCAGCAGUCAUAUGAAGAGUGCAGUAAAAAUGCUUUACAUCCUCAAUAGUACCAAGAAAUUUUUUCCAACAUUGUCCUAUCCUGGAACACGGCUGUUAUCUGUAAGAUGUAGAUAUUACAUCUUCUUGUUUAGAGAAAUUUGGGGUCGUUUUCCAUGGUUCCCGAGAUAGAAGUACAAUUUUCAGCCGAUAAUCACUAGUUGGAUUGUAAAAAAAUUAUUACCACAUUGUGAAUCCUGUAUUGAAAAGCUAUAGCUACAUUAUGUAUUGAGAGAAGCAUUUGUUUUCAGACCCUGGAAUAAACGAGUAGCCUAUCAUCCUAUACUUUUUGCUCCCAAAAGGGGGAAAAAGGGAGAAAAAAAAACUGGGAUUCUAUGUAAUUUCCUAUUAUGGUGGCUGAUGAGAUUGCUGAGA